Messenger RNA from Sphaeramia orbicularis (orbiculate cardinalfish), 4130 nucleotides. RefSeq names its product heparan sulfate (glucosamine) 3-O-sulfotransferase 3B1b (gene hs3st3b1b). Gene Ontology annotation, molecular function: [heparan sulfate]-glucosamine 3-sulfotransferase activity. The record is from RefSeq and is a predicted model, not a curated record. Bases 275 to 1498 code for a protein of 407 amino acids. The transcript has 2 exons. NCBI's taxonomy places the organism in Eukaryota, Metazoa, Chordata, Actinopteri, Kurtiformes, Apogonidae.
UGGAUCGGGACCGCGGUGCGUCUGAAACAGCAGCUGACACUUUCCACAGCCACAAGAACUAUGCGUAAAAAUUCCCCCAAUGCCUUUUCAUUCCUGGAUACUUAAUUCUAUCAAGGUUAGAGUUUAGUUUUUAUUAUUUUUUUUGAGUUUUAUUUAUUUAUUUUUUUUUAGUUUUUAGGGUAGCAUGUGCGUAAUUUUGCGCGGAUUGCCGAGGUGCCACCGGGAGUGAGAGGCAAUAUGCGCCGCUGGGAUAAGAUUUUUAAUCGAAAGGCUUAUGGAAUAUAGCCUGGUUUGUCCCAACCUGUAUGCCUUCUGGUCUAGCCCCGUGAAGAAGAAACUAAUACUGCUCAGCAUCAUGUUUUUAAUCUGGGUAUACAUGCUGUACUCCUGCGUGGGCUACUGCUCCACCAUGCCAAGUUUGGUGGUGGACAGUUACCGGGGCAAGGAGACCGGUUCGGCGGUGGUGGGUAAGAGGACGGAGACCAGCAGCAGUAGGUCGGACCUGGUGUCCAGAUUAUUAUCCAAACCGCAACCGUGGGAGGAUAUAGAAAGCGACUACGAAGAGCCAUCCAUCAGAACCGCCGCGUCCAGAGACCUGCUCAAUAACGAGCUGGAAACGGACCGAACCGACGACUGGGACGAGAUGAGGGCGCACCAGCAGCAGCAGCAGCAGCAAAGACCCCCGGAGCCAAGCGCCAUGUCCAGCUUCUCCAACGGAUCCGGGAGUAAGAAGUUACCCCAGGCGAUCAUCAUCGGGGUGAAGAAAGGAGGAACCCGGGCUCUGCUGGAGUUUCUGCGGGUUCAUCCGGACAUCAGAGCCGUUGGAGCGGAGCCGCACUUCUUCGACCGCAACUACGACAACGGACUAGAGUGGUACAGGGAGCUGAUGCCUAAGACACUGGAGGGCCAGAUCACCAUGGAGAAAACUCCCAGUUACUUCGUGACCAGAGAGGCUCCAGCCAGGAUUUCAGCCAUGUCCCGGGACACCAAGCUGAUCGUGGUAGUGAGGGACCCGGUCACCAGAGCUAUCUCAGACUACACACAGACGCUGUCUAAGAAGCCUGACAUUCCCUCUUUUGAGAGCCUCACCUUCAAAAACAGGACUACGGGGCUCAUCGACACCUCAUGGAGCGCCAUCCAGAUCGGCAUCUAUGCCAAACACCUGGACAACUGGCUGCAGUACUUCCCCAUGGACCAGAUCCUGUUUGUGAGCGGCGAGCGUCUAAUCAGCGACCCGGCCGGAGAGCUGGGCCGAGUGCAGGACUUUCUGGGACUCAAGAGGAUCAUCACAGACAAACACUUUUACUUUAACCAGACCAAGGGAUUCCCAUGCCUCAAGAAGGCAGAGGGGAGCAGCAAGCCCCACUGCCUGGGCAAAACCAAAGGGCGGACCCAUCCCAACAUUGACCCUGAGGUGGUGCAGAGGCUACGGGACUUCUACAGGCCUUUCAACAUGAAGUUCUACCAGAUGACAGGACAUAACUUUGGUUGGGAUUGAUGUGAAAAUCACAGACAUUUUUUUGUUGUUUUUUUUUUCCUCUGUAAUUCAAUGGCAAGAUGUUGAGAUAUUGCUAUAUAUAUGUAAAAUGUACAGAAAUCUAUUUUAUAAUAAUUUAUUUUUAUUUCUAAGCAAUUAAUUCACUAAGAUGCCUAACCAUAUUUGUACAUAACAUCUGGCCCUCAUGUUGUUUUUAACAUUCCUCAUUUUAGUUUUGAAUUCUCUUGCUCCUCCCUUGUGGUCCUGUAAACUCAGUGGAUCUAAUGGUGCAUCGCAACGCAGAUAAUCAGCGAUGACUGGAGUUGGUUUAAGGUGAAAAAUGUUGAAGCACCAUAUUACGGGUACAGAGUGCUCACAGAGAAGUGGAGAACACCUAUCGAUGUACAUUUACAGAGUACAGAGCCACCUGAGGGUCAAGGGAGACAGUUUUUAAAGCUAUUUUUGCAUUUGGCAAGUUUCCACGCAAUAUAUUUUUCUUUCUCUUACAUUACUUUUGCAUCACCUAGCAAACACUGACAUUUUUGAUAGCUUUGUGCAGUAUGUUCCCUACCAUCACCAAUCAUUACCAAACCAGUUCUUUACCACUAUGUUUUUAAAAAUACUGACCUGAGUCAUGGCGUUGCAAGUUAAAAGUGCUAAACAAUGCAAGAGUAGUGGACUGCAAAGGGAUUGUGAAGAAAGGUAAAACAAAAUGUAUUGCAAAGGAAUGCAAAAGUUCCUAAAAACACUCACCAUGACACUUAUGUGGCUCCAUAAACCUUCAUUUAUAUCAUUUUAACUUUCUUCUUUUCAAACCUGUCAUUCUGAAAGUGGAUCUUCUAAACAACAUUUCACUAAAACAUACACAUUGUACAUUUCAUUUCUUUCUGCACUGGCAUCGGUCUAUGCAGCGUCUCAUGUCCCUUUCCACUCAAUAAUAGGUAGAUCAAUAGGCCUAAUUGAUCGUCAUUGUGUCACUCAUGCUUAAAGUAUACAGCUGCCCUUUCAUUCACAGUGCUCCUGCUGCCUGCUCUAAUGAAUGACCCAUCCAUCAAACAUUAAAUCCUAUCCCAGGCCACAUAAGGACCCAUGUUAACAUUAUGCUAAUCGGGUAAAGGUAACUGGCAGAUCGAUUGAGCCUCCUCUCUCUAACUCCCCAUUAGAAGCAGCGCUGGCUCACAGCCAGGCUCCUGCCCUUUCUCCUCAGUUCAAAGGUCACACAAAGUCUGAAUCAAAUUUCCUUGAUGGGCAUUUGAUUUGUUGCAGAGCGUAGCUGGAGCGCUGUGGGUUAGCGGGCCUGUGUGCCUUCUUUGUAAAAUCUCUUGCGUGAGGUAGCACAGGCAUAUCACGGUUUUAGAUAUGACAAAAAAAAAAAGCAAAACAAAAAAAAACAAGCGCGCCUCGCCUCACUGAAAUACAGCUUCUUCAAACAGAAGUCCGCCGAGCAGCAUCUCAGAUCUCAGACAAACGCGAUCAAAGGAAGAGGGAAGGUUUUUGUGAAGCACUCUUAGUGUAGCAAGAAUUGCCUCAGGCAGGAGUUGAAUCUAACCUCUCCGGUGUCAUCAGAAACCUCAUGUGCCAUCGUCCAUGGCCUAUAUACUUAAUGCCUUAUCCACUCUUGUCAUCCUCGCACAUCUCAUCUCAAAGUCAGAUCUCAAACCUUUACUUGUUGCCAAAAAAAACUUUGGGUUGAUAUCAUAUUUCACAUAGCAUGAGUUGCUAUCUCUGCUUUUUUUUCUCCCCCUGCAUUGCUUCUUUGUUUGUGUCUUUCUACUUGAAUUCUUGAUAUGCAAGAAGGAGAAAAUGCGUAGUUAUCAUUCUUUGAUGUGCUUGCCCCAUCUCUCUGCAGCUGGUGGCAUGCUAUUAUAAGGGCACAGGGAGGCGGCGAUUCUAUGCCACAUUACGCUGUGCUACGCUAUGCUAUGCAUGCUCCGAGUGGUGGCCAUUAUAAAAACGCUGGGAUAAUGAAAAGGGAUUAUUAGCGUCCAGAGGGGGUCUUUGGGAUUUUUAAGCAAGGCCCAGACUGAAUGUACACCAUCACUACACUCAAAAUCAGUUCUAAAGUCAGUUUUUCAUUCUGUUUUCAGUGAAACUAAAUUUGAUUGUCUAUUCCUGUUUUAUGUUGGGAAAUGUUGUGCCUCUUUAACCAUUCAGCCGGACACUGUUUGUCUGUUUUCUGUCAUUAAAAACCUGAAGGUAUCCCACUUUUCUUGUUUUCCAGUUGAAACCAGCUGCCUGGUUUAGCCUCAAACCAAUGUUUGUCAGCAGGGGAGAUGGAGGCUUUCGACACUGUAAACUUUUUUUUUUUUUUUGCAGGUCUGUUCUUUACCUUUAUUCUGCCUGAGUGAUGAAACGUCUAGUGCAAAUUUAUCUGGAGAAAGCCUUCAUCUCCCCUUCUCUUCUUAGUGCAAUGUUUAAUUAAAAGUAAGCAUUUAUUAUGGUCUCUCUCAGCAGGUUUCACCCUGUGUACACAUGCUGUCACAUUCUGGAAGGAAAGUUGAACACCUCACAUUUUCCCCGUAAACCGAUGGAGUUUUGCGUUUGAAUUCUGAGGGAAUAUCUCGAAAAAUGAAAACUUGCACUCGUGGGUUUAUUCCAUGUUGCUGCAUGAGUUAUGGUUGAGUUUUAUUCAACCUGUUUUGAGAUCUAAAAA